This is a messenger RNA of Dictyostelium purpureum, 237 nucleotides long. RefSeq lists its product as uncharacterized. Bases 1 to 237 code for a protein of 78 amino acids. The transcript has 2 exons. The record is from RefSeq and is a predicted model, not a curated record. Lineage: Eukaryota; Evosea; Eumycetozoa; Dictyosteliales; Dictyosteliaceae.
AUGACAUCAAUUGCUUCAAUCGGUUCAGUUUCAUCAAGUUCAAGUUCAGUUAUUGGCCGUAGAUCUGGUUCAGGUUCAUUUGGUUCUAAUAGUGUUGCACUUAAUAUUUUUGCAUCUGCUAAAUCAAAUACCAAUAUUGAUGCUUCAGCCACCACCAAAGCUAUUUUGGAUGCCACAACUAAUGCUGCAUCAAGUGUUAACGCUAAUGUAAAUUCAAAUGCCACUAUUAGUAUUUAA